This is a messenger RNA of Penicillium coprophilum, 2220 nucleotides long. RefSeq lists its product as uncharacterized. Gene Ontology annotation, biological process: regulation of DNA-templated transcription. The record is from RefSeq and is a predicted model, not a curated record. The transcript has 2 exons. Gene Ontology annotation, molecular function: zinc ion binding; DNA-binding transcription factor activity, RNA polymerase II-specific. Bases 1 to 2220 code for a protein of 739 amino acids. Lineage: Eukaryota; Fungi; Ascomycota; Eurotiomycetes; Eurotiales; Aspergillaceae.
AUGAGUGCUCUCUCGGACGAACGCGUAGCGAAGCGCAGAAAGGUUCGCAAAGGUACACACAGUUGCUGGGAAUGUAGGCGGAGAAAAGUCAAGUGUACCUUCUCGUCUCUGCAUGAUUCAAUAUGCAUAACAUGUCAACGUCGAGGCACGAAAUGCAUCAACCAAGUAAUCUUGGAGCAACCGGAAAUGGCUGAGAGCGUUACAGGAGAUGCUGAGCAAGACGCUUCUGUUAGUACACCGCUAGUGGGCGAGAGUGGUGUUCGCUCUCAUCCAGGUGCUAUUGCUGGCAGUUUACCGCCGUCUUCCUUUGCAAUACAUACGAGACCGGCAUCGCCAGUGCAUGGCAAACAAAAAGAUGCAUUCACUCGCCUACAGACUGAGGAAUUACCAAACCAAUUCACGACACUUCGAUCUCCACCAACGACAAUCUCAAGCCAUGGCUCUAUUCCGGAGGCUUCCGCAUAUCAGACUAUCACUCAAGCUCUAAGAAGCUCUCUCCCUCCUCAGAAAGACAUUGAAAUCCUGCUCGAAAACCUCAGCAGCAUGUCCAUCUUUUGCUACCAGUCCAGCUUCAAGCUAUGCAGCUCGUGGCCGAGCGAAAUGGCCAAAGGGCAAAUGCCAGUAGCCAAUCUCCUAUAUUCGGAAAGCCACCCAGUCUUGUUGGCAAGGCAGAUGCUGCUUUUCGCAGUAGGAUUGCAACACCUAUCUCCCACAAAAGCGAUACCCGGGCUCACUAAGCAUCAUCGCGCCAUCAUGGAGCAGCUAGCAGACUCAGCCAUCAAGCUGGUGAAUACGAAUGACGUCUUGCUGGGUACCUUGGAAGGUCUCGAAAACCUCAUUCUUGAGGGCUUUUAUCAUAUAGAUGGUGGCAACAUCCGAAGAUCCUGGAUCACGAUGCGCCGUGCUGUCAUGACAGCACAGCUAUUGAGCUUGCAUCGACCAGGUCACUAUCGCUUCAAAGUCGUCAACCAACAAAGCGAUCUGGAUCCUGCGGUCAUGUGGGCCUGCGUUGUUUCCACAGAGCAAUUUUUAUGCUUGCUACUGGGUCUUCCCACAAGCACCAGCGGUGCGAGUUUUACAAUCCCCAGAGCAACUAGCGCUUGUGUCGAGAGCGGAAACUUGCCCGUACUUAUCCCGGAUGUGGUACAGAAAAUUAUCGAACGAAAUCAGAUGCAAGCACCCCAGCAGGCACUUGACAUGACUCAGGAGAUCGAUCAAGAGCUCUUGAAGGUCACUGAGCAAUGGCCACCUGCAUUCUGGCGGCCAUUACAAUUCGCGGGUCUUGAAGUAAACUCGGUGGAUGCCUUCUGUGAAACUCGACGAGCUUGGGACCAUAUAUUUUAUUAUUCUUUAGUCAACCAGCUCCAUCUGCCAUACAUGCUAAAUCCAAGGCAUAUCUCACAGAGGGUAUACUCGAGAAUCGCCUGCGCAAGCGCCAGCCGUGAAAUUUUGAUCCGACAGAUUGCCAUCCGUACGUUUAACCCUAUCACAGCAGGCUGUCGGAUGAGCGAUUUUGUCGCUCUGAUUGCGGGCAUGACACUGAUGCUCGCCCAUAUCUUGAGCCACUGUAACCAAGGUACAGAAAAACUACUCAUACACCACCGGGUUGGAGACCGAGCGGCGGUGAAGCGGGCUCUUGAAUGCAUGGAAUCCAUGUUGGAGCUCCAUGAGGAUGCCCUCACAUCUAAAUGUGCUACCCUACUGAACAAUUUACUGGAUAUUGAGGCAGGGUCUACAGAGAGCCAUCCAAAUGACGGCCAAAAUGACGGCCAGAACGUGUUGAUAGUGAAGGUGCCCUACGUUGGUGUCAUCAGAAUUGCGCGGGACGGUAUUUCUAUCACACCCUGCGACAUGGAGCAGGAGCAAGGCCCAAAUGAUGGUGUUAUAAUUGGGGGCUUUGGAUCUAUCCAUGUCGGAACACCAAGCGAUUCCGAUCGUCAUAUUGAUGUGGUCACAUCCGAUGCUGCAGCCCCACCAGCAACCACGCAGGCCGUGAGGCCCUCAUCAGCGCGGAAGCACGGGGGAUUGGCUGCCCAGGUCACCUCUGGAGAUGCUUCCGCCCUGUCAGAAGAGACAUUUCCCGAUGCUUCUGGCGGCAUGGAAGAUUGGCUUUUCCAAGGCCUCGACACUGCGUUCUUUGAUGUGCUGAUGAGCGGAGCUGGGGAGCAACCGCUGAAUGGCACUGAAACUGAAGGAUGGAACUUUACAAUGUCCCCAUGA